GCACUUACUUGAUACGUUACCUGGUUGUGAGCUCAGAGCCACAACCUCAUCACCUUUUCCAACAACAUCCAGAGGCGAGACUCAUUGUGUGGCACGGAGGGUCAAGGUUCUUUCGUGGGACUGCACUCAGGCCAACAUGGCGGUCACCAACUUCCACUACAUCACCCGCAUGAGCAGUGGCUUCAAAGUCUACAUUCUAGAAGGUCAGCCUCACCUGAGAAGUGAAGACCGAUACAGGCAUAUGACGAAUGAGCGGGCUCGAACCCCCGCAGUCUAUCCCAUCAAACGCAAGCGCAGCCAUGAAAGAUGCCUAACGCUGGAGGAAAAGUCACGGGAGCGGGUGCUGAGCAGAAGCAAUGGCAAAGCCGCCCAGAGAUUGGCACCGGCGGCGUUAAAUAGCCCUCAGAGUCCAACGUCGACUUGGAGCCCGUCCACCCAGUCCACCAGUCCUUAUGCGUACUACGCCCCCGUCAUGGACGAACCUCUUGCCCUCAUCAAGAAGCCGAGAAAGGAUUCUCAGAAUGCAGACGACAAGACUAAAAAACACACCAUGCACCAGUCAGAAUCCAGGUAACCAAUCCGUAUAUUCUAUGGAUCAUUUCAGGUGCGUCCCUCCGUGAUCACGUGUGCGUCCUCGCUGAGGAACCCGGCCUGCAGAUCUGAAGUCCACCAGAGCGAGUCACCAGUGAUCUCCAAAUGCAACUACGAACAUGUGGUGGAAGAACAUUUCCAGAGGAGCCUGGGAGCAAAUUACCAGAAGGCUCACGCCCAGCAGCUCUCCAUCAGCGUGUCGGUCGAUGACCACUUCGCCAAGGCCUUGGGAGAUAAGUGGCUGCAGAUUAAGUCCAAGUCUUCCUCCUGCUCAUCCACGCCCCUCAGCAGUCCGAGCACGACUCACUCCCCGGCCUAUAGGCCAAGCCCACAUCCGUCCCAUCAAGAGGCCACAGGCAACCCGUCGCCGACCUCCAGCCAUUGACUUUCUUCAUUUCACUUGUUGGGCAAAUCAAGACUUUCUAGGGGUGAUGUCCAAUUGGCCCGCGGUGUGUCUUCACAGAUGCAGACAAUUGUAGCAUCAACUGGGGUCAUCUUGUCUUGUUACAUUUCUUUCUUCAGCUUACUGAUAUCGAAAAAUAGAUGCUGGUAGAAUUGAAGAAGUGGCCAAAUAUUCCUUCACAUUUCCCUCUGGCAUUUCAUUGUAUGGUAUUUAUAUUAAUGUCAUUUAUGGUUUACCUGGCAGGCCUCUAUUUCAUGUACAUUAUUGCAAAGGCCUUGAAAGGCUUUGUAAAGUUUGGAGAAAAAUAAACAUGUAAAAAUGA
Messenger RNA from Nerophis ophidion (straightnose pipefish), 1316 nucleotides. RefSeq names its product vestigial like 4 like (gene vgll4l). Gene Ontology annotation, biological process: negative regulation of DNA-templated transcription. Gene Ontology annotation, molecular function: transcription coactivator binding. NCBI's taxonomy places the organism in Eukaryota, Metazoa, Chordata, Actinopteri, Syngnathiformes, Syngnathidae. The record is from RefSeq and is a predicted model, not a curated record.